AACCGAUUGCAGGAUUUACUGCUGCAGAGGGAUCAAGAACUCGCCAAUUUGAAGGGUGAACUUUAUGAGUCAAGAACUUUGUUGACUUUCUUCGUCAGAACUCUGAUCUGGCAUCAUCAAUUAGGACAACAUUGAUACAUGUACGAAGCGAACGGCUAGUCGUUGUCGUGGUCCUAGACGAAGUUGUACUAACCUCCACAUCAGCCUUGAGUAUCACCACAUCUUAGAUGUAGAUGAUCUACAUCUACAAAUCAUCAUUGAUUAUGACCACAUCCACAACACCAUCUCAUUCACUUUUUUCUCCCAGUUCCUCGACGUUGUCCUCUGUUCAACGUUCUAAUCGGAAGAAACAUCCCUAGCUGACAUGAGUAGGAAAGACGCAGAAUUAAGGCAGAUGGAGGACGAUAUGGAGGAGGCGGAAAACGAAGUGACUCACCUCAAGGACGAACUGUUGAACAAGAGCAAACUCGAGUUACAACCAAUCAUGGAUGCGCUUGG
Molecule: messenger RNA, 498 nt
Organism: Amoebophrya sp. A25
Lineage: Eukaryota; Dinophyceae; Syndiniales; Amoebophryaceae
Source: the annotation of a GenBank genome assembly